AUGGGGUUAAAAAAUCUGGAUCCAUUUUUACUGUUUGAUGAAUUUAAAGGAGGUAGACCAGGUGGAUUUCCUGAUCACCCACAUCGAGGUUUUGAAACAGUAUCUUACCUUCUGGAAGGAGGCAGCAUGGCCCAUGAAGACUUCUGUGGACAUGUUGGUAAAAUGAACCCAGGAGACCUGCAGUGGAUGACUGCAGGCCGGGGCAUUCUACAUGCUGAAAUGCCUUGCUCAGAGGAGCCAGCCCAUGGAUUACAACUAUGGGUUAACUUGAGAAGCUCAGAGAAGAUGGUGGAGCCUCAGUACCAGGAACUGAAAAGUGAAGAAAUCCCUAAACCCAGUAAGGAUGGUGUGACAAUUGCUGUCAUUUCCGGAGAAGCCCUGGGAAUAAAGUCCAAGGUUUACACUCGUACACCAACCUUAUAUUUGGACUUCAAAUUGGACCAAGGAGCAAAACAUUCCCAGCCUGUUCCUAAAGGGUGGACAAGCUUCAUUUAUACGAUAUCUGGAGAUGUGUAUAUUG
Castor canadensis (American beaver) is the source of this 520-nucleotide messenger RNA. The record is from RefSeq and is a predicted model, not a curated record. NCBI's taxonomy places the organism in Eukaryota, Metazoa, Chordata, Mammalia, Rodentia, Castoridae.